CAGUGUUUAGGAGCAACUGUGCAAGGAACUACGCGAAUAAAGAUACACAGGAUAAAGCGUAACAUAAUUUUAGCUCACUCUAUUGCGACGCAAAAUCAACUUACAAACAGCUAAGAAUCGAGAUGUUUUGAACUGAAGUGCUACACGUUUAAGUGAUAACUACAACCACUUAAUUUGCGACAAUUUUUAACGGCUUCCCGAUGACUCAUCUUGGUUCGUUUUGAAUGAUGUCGUCACGAAAUUGUGAUUCUUGUACCAAGAAAGGGAUAUCAACAGCUGCUGUUUUGUUCUGUAAACCAUGCUUCGUCUAUUUAUGUCAACCUUGCAUAAGUGAACACUUGGUGUGGUUACCGCCGAGUUUGAGGCUGCAGCAAUUGGAACAUACAAUUGCGCCUAUAAGUGCAAGCAUCAGCAAGCUUUCAGAAAACGAGGCACAUUUUUUGUCAGAAGCCGAUGAAGACACUGUGAAAGUCGAUAAAAAAGACGCUAAACAAGACGAUGUGCCGGUUCGCAACCCGAGAGAACCCAGUAAGCCACAAGGUGUCGAAACUACGGCAGAAUCAGUAUUACUUGCUUGGAAUAAGCCAAUCGAUAAACGCGCAGGAGAUUUGUACGAAGUUAGAUAUAUCGAAGUAAGUAAAGAGAGAAAACCCCGAUGGGCUACUUUUCAAAAGAAGUUUGUCACAGAAUGUGGAAAAAUAGAAGGGCUGAAGAGUAAAACAUCCUACCAGUUUGUCGUUAGAGUUGUUGAUGAAGAAGGCGACGAAGGACCAAAAAGCGAACCAAGCGAUAUUAUCAAAACAUUUAAAUCCCUUGGAACCCGGCUUAUCAGGCACUCGAAAGUACUCGACGAAACGCAUGAUCAUCCAACGACGUACCUCCCUAGGAUGAAGGAAAUUAAAAAAGCCAGGAACGCAAAAACAAAAAUCAGGAAGUUUGAAAUCGGUAAGCGAGAUAAGUUGAUCAGCGAAGAAAAAACAAUACUGGUUGUUGGAGAAACCGGAUGCGGAAAAAGUACUCUGAUAGAUGGCAUGUCGAAUUAUAUCUUUGGUGUCAAUUUCAACGAUCCUUUUCGCUUCCGAAUUGUCACCUCAGAAGCAGAAGAAAAAGAGCGACUCGGAAAUCAGGCAUUAUCACAAACGGACUGGAUUUCAUGUUACACUAUUCACCCAAAACACGGCAGUCGUUUAAAAUGCACUUUGAAUAUAAUAGAUACUCCCGGAUUUGGAGACACUAGAGGUCUCGAGCAAGAUCAAAAUAUAGCUGACCAGAUUCGAGAGUUAUUCACUCAUCAAGAACCGAAGGGAGUGCAGAAUAUCGAUGCGGUUUGCUUUGUGGUAAAAGCAUCAGAUUUAAGAUUGACAUCGAUUCAAACCUACAUUUUUGAGUCAAUCAUGUCCCUUUUUGGGAACAACAUUAAGGAAAAUAUAUGUACGUUGAUAACAUUUGCUGAUGGAGCCGAGCCCAUGGUUUGUUCUUCCCUAAAAGAAUCCAAAUUGCCCUUUGGGAAGUACUUCACCUUUAACAACUCAGCAUGGUUUGCUGCAAAUGAAAACGUUGAUGCAAUUGAAAUGCCAUUGUUUCUCUGGAAUAUGGGAAUGAAAAGUUUUAAAGAUUUUUUCAACCAAACAGAAACCUUCAAAACGGAAAGCCUUCAAUUGACAGCCGAUGUUUUAAUCGAACGAUACAAACUUCACAUGACACUCAAGAACUUAGAUGCAUACAUUAAACUUGGUUUGGCAAAGGUCGACCAGAUCAAUUGUGAAAAGAAGGCUUUUGAAGAUGCAAUCAACGACAUGGAAAGACACAAAAAUUACACUGUCACAAGGAACGUCGUAGUACAUAUAAGAAAGGAUCCGGAAAGGGGGUUUGUGACCUUUUGUACAGAAUGCCAGUUUUUGUGUCACGAACGUUGUGCUUUUGAGGACGACGAUGACAAAAUGUAUUGUGCUGUCAUGAAUGAGGAAAAGUAUUGCACUGUGUGCCCACGGAAUUGCUUUUGGAAAACACAUAAAAACUUCAUACCCUCGGUUUUUGAAAGUAUCACCAAAACAGAAACGGAAACUCUUGAAGAUAUAAAAGCUAAGUACGAAGAAGCGGAGGGAAAACAGCUCACCAAAAAGCAAACAAUUGAAAUCAUGGACUGUGACCUAAAGAAACUUGUUAAAAGAAUUGAAGGUAUGAUAAGAAAAUGUCAAGGAUGCCUCAAAAAGUUAUCUGAAAUUGCACUUCGACCAGAUCCUUUGACUAUAACGGACCACAUACAGCUGAUGAUAGAGGGCGAGAAAAAAGGUGGAAAACCUGGAUGGGAAAAUAGAAUUAAAGUGUUGGAGGGAAUCGCGGACUUGGCUGAACUUCAGAAAAAAGUUGAAGAAAGUAAAGGCGAUGUUAUUCGGGAAUUUCUCAAAGAUUAUGAAUCAAUUGUCUAACCGGAUAAGUCGUUUUGCAAAACGAAAGAUCACUGAUUGAGAAACUGGUUAGACAAUAGCGGAGUUCAGACCGGCUAGACAUAAGUUGAGUUUAAAAUACCGUUUUUAUCGACCUGGAAAGAGGAAGCAUUUUUCGAAAAGGAAAAUGUUCUUCAACUUCAAAUGACUUUGCAUAUCUGAGAAUCGCCGUAUUACGAAAGGACGAUGUAACGUUUGUAUAUAUCGUUGAUGUGCAACAUUCAAACCACGUGUACAACUUUAUAAGUUUGUUAAAUGUUUUGUUGUCAGUUUGCCUUCACAUGCGUUUACAUAUAUGUAUUAGCUGUACAAAGAAAUGCGUUUGCAAACGAACGCAUACGUUUUAUUAUCAUACAAAUAAAGCGUUUAUAGUACAAGUAUUGCGUAUAUGUAACAUUUCGAUAUGUGGCCAGACGUAUCAGGGAUUGGUCACGGUUAUGUGGUGAAUUGGCCACGAUUUUGAGGCUAGUCAUGUAUUUGUGUAUUACAUACAUUUAUCAUUUCAUAAGGCAUAGUGUGACAUAACAUUUAGAGAAAAGCAAAAAUGAAAACAUUAACAUCAUUGAUUUAAUCAAUCUAAACAAAUUACCUUUAUAAAAUAUCCAGUCUGUCAGAUCGUAAUCAAAUGAAAAAUUUGCUUAAGUAUUUAUUUGGUGGCAAAUGUUUUUUUAUUGCAAUUUAUUUUACGUAUGUUUUUUCAUUUAUGUUUUUCCAGUUUGUCACAAAAUCUCUAUUUCAUCAAUGAUUUUUUUUUCAAAUGUUUUAUCUAGUUAACAUUUUCCGAAAACCAUUUGUCAAUACAUUAGUGUUGUUUUGCAUUGAUUGCAUAUGUUUUAUUAUUGUGUCUUUAUUUCUUUUAUUUCGAAUGAGGGAGUUAAACACGGUUGGACCAAUAGUCCGUAUCGGUUAUACUUCAUCAGAAUAAAUACCUAUAGAGGUGGAACACAUGCAUACCAUAUAUUUAUGCUUAUUGUAGAGCAGGCAUCGAAAUGACUUAAAUAAUGUACUAUGAAUCUGAUGCCGCUGAACCUCGGCCAUGAGACGUGAGAAAUUUUGCAAAAGUCAUUCGGUGAAACCAUAGUACACAGGAAACUUACUUUUACGACACGAAAUAAAAAAACAAAAAAACAAUGUCAUUAAUUGAUGUUCAAGUGCAUAUGUCAUAUGUUUUCUAUGUAAACUCUAUAUUAUAAUUGGACAUUAUGCAUUUUUUUCCAUAAUUUUGCUUUCGUAUUAGUGUAGCAUGUACUGUAUAGAACAGGGAGAUAACUUAUCCGUGUAACAUAGAUCGACUUUAAAUGAAAGUUUCAAUUCAUCAAUUCAAUUUUAAAGUCGCACUACGGAGGAAAUAAGAUUUUCGGACUAUAUCAAUGUUGUUGUUUUUGCCUCGAAUAAUCUGAAGGUUGACAUAAUAGAAAGUACUAAUUUUUCUGAACUUUUAUCAGAAGAAUUGAAAAAGACAGAUGUGGUGUUUGCUCCUGUUUAAAACAGUGAUGCAUAGAUAUUGGAAAUUGAAAUUGGUUGUUUCUAUUCAAUUAAUUUUCUGUAUAUCCAUGAUAAUUCAUUUCAUUGUAUUUCUUGUUAUAAAUAUUCAUAGGGGUGUUUUUCUAUACAGUAAUUUAUUGCGAUAAAGUUCAUCAUCAUAUUGGUGUUCAACCUGUGUAUAAAAAACAAUCCACUUUUGGAUACUUAUGCUUAUGUUGAAAAUAUUACUGAUGAUUUAUUACGUCAUACAUCCUAUUAUUGCACCUUAAACGAUAAGUUUAUAUAUAUAUGUGUGUGUGUGUGUGUGUGUGCGUGCGUGCGUGCGUGCGUGCGCGCGCGCGCGUGCGUGUGUUGCGCUUUAUUAAUAACGGUAGGAAUAAAACACUAUUCUUAUGCUUUUCAUGUCUAGCAUGUCCUCAUGAAAAACUUAAUUUUGAGAAAUGUUUAACUCAAAGGAACACAAUAUAGAUUGAUUGAAAACAAAUCUAGUUUUAAUGCAUUAUAAUGUUUAAAUUCAUUUGACUUCAAUGAUAAAAUCAAACAAAAAACAUAUGAUUUAGGUACAGAUUAAACAAAAUUAUCCAUUAUAAAUGCCUUUUCAAUUAAUAUCUACAGGCCACAACUUCCCGAGUUAAAAACGCACCAAAACAUCGCUAAUAUUGUUUAUCUAAGUCAUAUUCAUUUCUUUUAUUUUUUUUAUCUUAAAGUCAAAUGAGUUACACACGACUAUCAAUUAAAAUUCAAUUAUUAUUUUUUGCAUCAACCUACGUCUUCAAAAUCGUCUAUUGAAGAAGAAAUAGUAUAAGGAUUACUGAAAGUACCUCACUCUACGUCUUACAUGUCCUCAUAAAAACUUAAGUUGUGAUAAAUAACAACUAUCAUUUAGGAUUCAUGCAUUUCGAGGAUUUAUGUACUUAUCAUUUUAAAAUGUCUAGGUUAUCAUCUCAAGUGUAAGUAACAAUUCGUAUAGAAACUAGUGUUAAACCCUAUUGAAACAUCUCUUCUUUCAAUAACAUUUUGUUUAUACUAAUUGUUUUCGCUAUACGGUGAAGACAGAUGAAGGCUGUAUUAACUACUUUCGAGUCCGUUCCCAGGGCAGAAACAUAAAUGUACAAAUGAGAAUAUUGUGAAUAGUGUAUGCUUAGAUACUUGUGCAUUCGGAACACCUCGCCCAUUUUUAUCGAAAACAACCUCGGAUGCAUGCCGGUAUAUCAAUUGAAGUAGUACGUAAAUUUUUGAAUGAUAUCAUUAAUUAAUUGAAGUGUUUUAGAGUUGUAUUUAUUGAUUUAAGUCUUAAUAGAUUGCCAUUGAAGUGUAUUAUUGCAAACAUAACUGAGAUUCCCAAGAGUCAAGUCAUAAAGUUUAACUGCUAACGAAAAUUACUACGCGAUCUACUUGCAGCGGACUUAAACGUACCGAUCUUGGAGUAUGUAAACCGUCGAAUUACAUCCGAGGUUGUUUUCGAUAAAAAUGGCCGAGGAGUUCCGAAUGGAUACUUGUGCUAUAAUUUACAGUAAAAUAUUGUGAAAAGUGAUACUUUGAACAUUUAUUUGAUUUGUAGUGACAUUCAAUAAAUUUAAAAAUAUAGUGCGCCAUGUGGUAGUACUAUCAUACAAUGUACUGAUGAAGGAUUUGUUUACACUAAGACAUUUCCCAAACUUGUUGGAAAUGUUUUAUUAUAUAAGGAAUGGUGGUAAACCUAUAUCAUGUAUUGUAAUAUGUAAUUAUGUUUUGUUUUGUAGUUCUACUAUGGUUUAAGGGACUGUUUCCAUUUUAAGGGUUCUUGCUAAUCAGCAAGGGCUUCCAUACUAAUGCUUUACAUAAUCAGUAUAAAAGUCCGUAUUCUUUUUCAUUAGAGGUUUUAUUUUCAGAGGCGUUUUCGAUAUAUAGUGUGUUUCAUGAUAACAUAUCCUGAAAAACACUUGUAUCACCAAACACAUUGGUUCUACGUUUAUGAUAUUGUUUUGAACGUUUAGAUAUAAAUAAUUAUAUCAAACUUAAUUUUGUCAAAUCGUUAUAAAAGAUAUGAAUUAUACCAUAAAUUAAUUUGUCCACAAAGAAAUGCAUAAACUAAAUCCUAUAAUGGUGAUUGCAAAAUAGCUUUCAAUUUUAAUGAUAAAUAUUCGUAGGAUAAGAGAAAUUUUGUUGCUGUAAUAUUAUAAUAAAGA
Molecule: messenger RNA, 6100 nt
Organism: Mya arenaria
Lineage: Eukaryota; Metazoa; Mollusca; Bivalvia; Myida; Myidae
Exons: 7
Coding region: 225-2429 (734 amino acids)
Molecular function (GO): protein binding; zinc ion binding; GTP binding
Source: RefSeq, a predicted model, not a curated record